GGUCAGGUCAGGGUAUCUUUAACUCUCAAUGAUUACCAAGUGGACAAGAGAAUUUCCUCCCGCUGUAACUAAGAGGAUGAAAAGUAGAGUUCAACGUGGAAAUAGGAAAAUGUGAACAGAACACCUCUCCCUACUGGUCUGAGCCUGCCACUGCAGCAGGAGAGAUGAAGGUCAGAUCUGCGGAGGGACCGUAAGGGCCCGCGAUCCGGAAGGGUGGGGCUAAUGUGGGAGGAGCCAAAGACUCGCCCGCUUCGGUAGGACGAGUCAUUUCCGUUCGCCGAGGAACGGAGAAAUCCGGCGGCGGAGUUGCGGGCAUAGUGCCUCGGACAGGACUUCAGUGGUCGGAAGUAGCAAGUGAGCCCGACCGGGGGGCACGGGCCUGCCACCGGGAUGGCCGCGGUGGAGACCCACGGCCGCCUGUGGCUGGAGAGCCCCCUUGGGGAUGCGCCGCCCAUCUUCCUGCCCUCGGACGGGCAGGCCCUGGUCCUGGGCCGGGGACCUUUGACCCAGGUUACCGACCGGAAGUGCUCCAGAAACCAAGUGGAGCUGGUCGCAGACGUGGAGAGUCGGACCGUCUCCGUGAAACAGCUGGGAGUUAACCCCUCAACUGCCGGAACCCAGCAGCUGAACCCGGGGUCGGAGGGCUCUCUAGGCGUGGGGGACACCCUGUAUUUGGUCAACGGCCUCCACCCGCUGACCUUGCGCUGGAAAGAGGCCUGCACGCCAGAAUCCCAGCCAGACACUCCACCGGGCAGCCCUCCAGUGGUCCCAGAAGAGGAGGAUGUUGAGCCGCAGAUAAAGCGGAUGCGGAAGUCAUCCCCUGGAUGGGAGAGCUUCGAGAAGCUGCUGGUUUUCACAUCACCUGGAGUGAAGCCCCGGGGCAAGGUGGCCGGCUUUGAUCUGGAUGGGACCCUCAUCACCACACGCUCUGGGAAGGUCUUUCCCACUGGCCCCAGUGACUGGAGGGUCUUGUACCUGGAGAUUCCGCGGAAGCUACGAGAACUGGAUGCCGAAGGCUACAAGCUGGUGGUCUUCACCAACCAGAUGGGGAUUGGGCGUGGGAAGCUGCCUGUAGAGGAGUUCAAGGGCAAGGUGGAGGCUGUGGUGGAAAAGCUGGGGGUCCCACUUCAGGACCCAGGUGCUCGAGGAGGAGCCAGGGAUGGAGUCAGACCGCUGUCCUGUCCACAGGUGCUGGUGGCCACGAACGCAGGCUUGUACCGGAAGCCAGUGAUUGGCAUGUGGGACCAUCUGCAGGAGCAGGCCAACGAGGGAAUGCCCAUCUCCAUCGGGGACAGCGUCUUUGUAGGAGACGCAGCCGGACGCCCAGCCAACUGGGCCCCUGGGCGGAAGAAGAAAGACUUCUCCUGUGCAGACCGCCUGUUUGCCCUCAACCUUGGCCUGCCUUUUGCUACACCGGAGGAGUUCUUUCUCAAGUGGCCUGUGUCCAGCUUCAGUCUCCCAGCCUUUGACCCGAGGACUGUCCCCCCCACAGGGCCACGCUGCCUUCCUGAGGCGAGCUCCCUCCUCAGCUCUGACCCUGAGGUGGUUGUCGCCGUGGGAUUUCCCGGGGCUGGGAAGUCCACCUUCCUGCAGGAGCAUCUCGUGUCAGCUGGAUACGUCCACGUGAACAGGGACGCUCUUGGCUCGUGGCAGCGCUGCGUGGCCAAGUGUGAGGCAGCCCUAGAGCAGAGGAAGCGGGUUGUGAUUGAUAACACAAACCCCGACCCCCCGAGCCGGGCCAGGUUCAUCAAGUGCGCCCGCGGAGCAGGCGUCCCCUGCCGCUGCUUCCUCUUCAGCGCCACCCUGGAGCAGGCCCGCCACAACAACCGGUUCCGGGAGAUGACGGGCUCCUCUCACGCCCCCGUGUCCGACGUUGUCAUGUUCGGCUACAGGAAGCAGUUCGAGGCCCCGACGCUGGCUGAAGGCUUCUCGGUGAUCCUGGAAAUCCCUUUCUGGCUGAACGUGGCCCCACAGCUGGAGCGGCUGUACCGCCAGUUCUCGGAGGGCUGAGCCGCCCUACACCCCCACCCCCCCCACCCCCCACAAUAAACUGGUUUUCAGCAA
Manis pentadactyla (Chinese pangolin) is the source of this 2064-nucleotide messenger RNA. RefSeq names its product polynucleotide kinase 3'-phosphatase (gene PNKP). Gene Ontology annotation, molecular function: ATP-dependent polydeoxyribonucleotide 5'-hydroxyl-kinase activity; protein binding; double-stranded DNA binding. Gene Ontology annotation, cellular component: nucleus. The record is from RefSeq and is a predicted model, not a curated record. Bases 391 to 2010 code for a protein of 539 amino acids. The transcript is spliced from 17 exons. Lineage: Eukaryota; Metazoa; Chordata; Mammalia; Pholidota; Manidae. Gene Ontology annotation, biological process: DNA repair.